Molecule: messenger RNA, 696 nt
Organism: Moneuplotes crassus
Lineage: Eukaryota; Ciliophora; Spirotrichea; Euplotida; Euplotidae
Source: the annotation of a GenBank genome assembly
UUUAAGAAUUGACCCAUAAAAAUUAUUUAGAUGUAUUCACAAGAUGACACCUUCGGCUUUUCCAAUGAUAUGAACCUAGCUCAUGAAUCUGAGCUACAGAGACUCAGAAAUGAAAAUGAAAGGCUAAAAAUAAAUGUAAAAAAUACUAAGAAAAUUAUCAUGAAAACAUCCCAUGUAAUGGCUGCAGUAGAAGAACUCCAGCAGAAAUGAGAUGCUUUAGAAGAAGAGAACAGUAAACUUAAAUACCAAUUAUAUGUCAAGCAACUCUAUGACCCCAAGGUUGUAGAUAAAACUAUAAAAUCAAUCUACCAGGGAGAAGAUGCUGCUUCUGAUGUUCGACCAUCACCUCCAGAAUCUCAGGAUGCUGAGAUUGACCAGUUCAAGAAGGCUCAUGACAAAGAAUGAGGCUGUGAAGUAUUCCAAAAGCUUAAAUUCGUAAUGGAAGAAGCAGAGUUUUAUAAGAAACAGCUUAAUAACAAAAUGGUUUAUGAUAAAGACACUAUAAAACACAUGAAGAAGCUGGAGAAACAGAAUUUGAUUCAAGAGAAGCAAAUAGCUGAACUCAGAAGAGCUGUCUCUAGAUAUAGCCAAAUAAGAGAGAACGAUCAAGAAGUUAUCCAGAGUCUAACUCAUUUAGAGAGAGAAGACUCAUAAAAGACUUGCCUUUACUAAAUUCUAUAACAUUCCCUGUUUCAA